AUGAAGGCCGUUCUAUUCGCUUGUGUAUUGGCCAUUGCUGGCGUGUCCGCCAUGCCUCAGGAUACCGUUCCUGCACAAGGCCGUUUUGUGGACUUGUGGGUUAGGGAUGUCGUUGACAGAUAUCGGGCACGAAUUGGAAAAUACGACCCACUGGCAAUAGAGAAACAUGAGUUCGACACCACUGUAGUUCCAGGGUUACUGUUUUUGAAGGGAUUUGUGGAGAAUUCCAAAUUUGUAGGACACAGCGGCCUCUAUGUUAAUAGAGCGGUCUACAACAUCCUUUUAGGCCAACUCGUCGUGGAAAUUUCAUUCCCUAAGAUCAGUAUGGAGAUCGGUAACUACAAAGUUGAAGGUCGUUACGGAGACAGGGGAGGUGAAUUCCAAACAUCUGGAAGCCUUACGCUUACUAACUUGCGCUUCAACGCGGAUACGCUACUAGUACUUUUACCCGGCCUGCCAGUCUCCAUCUAUAAUAUAAACACGGCCCUCUACCUGGGCAAUAUAGAGGCCGACGUAGAAGCUAGCUGGAAAUGUCUCGGUUGCCGAGAGCCCCGUGACAUCUCUUCUUGUGCCAACAACAUACUGAACAGAAGAAUUCCGGAAUGGCUUGUGACCUACGAGUACGAAAUCGGAACCAUUAUGGGAGAAGGCAUCAGACGCUUUGUGAACUGGUACUGGUAG
Molecule: messenger RNA, 681 nt
Organism: Pararge aegeria (speckled wood butterfly)
Lineage: Eukaryota; Metazoa; Arthropoda; Insecta; Lepidoptera; Nymphalidae
Exons: 7
Coding region: 1-681 (226 amino acids)
Source: RefSeq, a predicted model, not a curated record